Molecule: messenger RNA, 303 nt
Organism: Fraxinus pennsylvanica
Lineage: Eukaryota; Viridiplantae; Streptophyta; Magnoliopsida; Lamiales; Oleaceae
Source: the annotation of a GenBank genome assembly
AUGAAUUUAAGGUCUUGCAACACUAUUUGGCAUGUGGGCGAGAAAAGGGUAAUGAUUGCCUUCUCUAAAGAUGUGGCCCAUUUGAACAUAUUGAUAGUAACCGACGGAGUAGGAGGGAUUCGUCGAUCCACCUUGAAAGGCACCGAUGCCAGGAUGUUAGCAGCUUACACCAGCCCUAUGGCCUACGGGCCAAUUGCUGACAUGGAACCUCACCCCGGAUCCGCAGUAGCAUAUACUGUGUAUAUCAAUGUAAAUGUCAUCAUGCCUUCCGAUAUGGCUGCACCAGAACGAUUCAUUUCAUGA